Molecule: messenger RNA, 2796 nt
Organism: Hippocampus zosterae (dwarf seahorse)
Lineage: Eukaryota; Metazoa; Chordata; Actinopteri; Syngnathiformes; Syngnathidae
Gene: scamp2
Product: secretory carrier membrane protein 2
Exons: 9
Coding region: 87-1070 (327 amino acids)
Biological process (GO): protein transport
Cellular component (GO): recycling endosome membrane; trans-Golgi network membrane
Source: RefSeq, a predicted model, not a curated record
GUUACAGAGGCAACUUCGGUAGCGGUGACGACUUCGUUGUUUCUUCCCGCUCACAGAGUUUUGAGUCAUCGAGAGUCUUGAAGGAAAUGUCGGCGUUUGAUGACAACCCCUUCGCCGAGUCGGCUGGCGUCAACCCUUUUAAUGACCCGGCCGUCACACAGGUGACAAACUCCAGCGUAGAGUCUGUUGACCAGUACAACCCUUUCCCUGCAACAAACCUUGCUAGUCAGACCACUCCAGCCUCCAGCGCCCCCUACCAACCUGCAGUACUGCAGCCGUCCUCAGAGCCCACACCGCAGGCGACCGCCACUGCAGCGCAGGCCAACCUUCUGAGGCAGCAGGAGGAGCUGGAGAGGAAAGCUGCUGAGCUGGACCGCAGAGAGCAGGAGCUCCAGAGCCGAAAUUCCACAGGUAAAGAAAACAACUGGCCUCCGCUGCCCAAAAGCUUCCCGAUCAAGCCGUGUUUCUAUCAGGACUUUUCCGAGGAGAUCCCCACUGAGUACCAGAGGGUGUGCAAGAUGAUGUACUACCUCUGGAUGUUCAACUGCAUGACGCUCUUCCUGAACAUGCUGGCGUGUCUCGCCUACUUCACCACGUCGUCUACCUACGGGGUGGACUUUGGCCUCUCCAUCCUCUGGCUCAUCCUCUUUGCGCCCUGUUCCUUCCUCUGCUGGUACCGGCCCGUCUACAAAGCCUUCAAGUCCGACAGCUCCUUCAGCUUUUUCUUCUUCUUCUUCGUCUUCUUCUGCCAAGUGGUCAUCUUCGUCAUCCAGGCAGUGGGCAUCCCCCGGUGGGGCAACAGCGGUUGGAUCGCCGCCUUCUCCGUCAUCAAGUUCUCCAAAGCCGUGUGCGCCAUCAUGUUCAUCGUGGCCAUCCUCUUCACCGUCUGCGCCGUCAUGUCCGUCAUCCUCCUCAAGAUGGUCCACGGCAUGUACCGCCGCACCGGGGCCAGCUUCCACAAGGCCCAGCAGGAGUUCUCGCAGGGAAUCUUCACCAACAAAACCUUCCAAAGCGCCGCCGCCAGCGCGGCAUCAUCCGCUGCGCAGGGAUCUUUCCAGGCUAACAACUAGCUAGCGAUAGGCUAACGGUUCAGGUCAAGGUCUUCAUCUUAUCUGCUUGGGGUUGAAACGGGCAGGUUUGUGUCCAAGCUUAUAAUGUGAGGACCUUGAGCAAGGUGAGGCUGCACUCAUACUAACACCCACCAUCGCGCUGCCAGAUGACAUCAUCUGGAGGGGAGGGGGGGGCGGGAACCACAGCGGGUGCAUCGUGGGUGGAGCGUGAGAGACGGCGACUGAUGUCUUCAUUUCACUUCGUCUUGGCUUUGUAUAUUUUGUGUGCACUUUUUGGCAACGCUCGGCAGUGUAAAUUGUGCUUGGCAUUUUUUUUUCUUCUUUGUGGGUCAUUGUUUGGCAAUUUAACAUUUAGUUUUUGUUGAAUCCUAGCAAACGUGCUCUCGAUUGCUGCACGUGUACCUACCCAGGGAGAAAGUACGAUUCCGGAGCCAAACUACCGGUACUCAAACAGCACGUUUCCUCAAUUAGUGUCUGUCCUCUUAGUUGCCUUGUGCAUCAUUCACAGGGGGGGGGGCUGCCUCACUCACUCUCUAAAUCAAAUGUAAAUAUAAAAACUAAUAACUGGAACCAUGCCGGGGAAAGAAAGAUAAAUAAAAUGUUGACUUUAUUCUUGAAAUUAUGACUUUUCUCUAGAUUAUUUUUUUGAGGGGGUACUGCUAUCUUCAUACAGUCCAAUUUCUUUUGUUUUCAGACCUAACAUGAAGUUUACAAAAAUGUGCAUAUUGUCGCUGCUACUGCUGAGCUUUGGGAGGGAGAAGGAAAGAGAAUUUAAAAAAAAAAACCUUUGUGUAGUUGUGAUCGAGGACUUGUUGCUGUCCAAUGACAGUAACACCAUCCAAGAAGAAUAAACACCUCCCUCAAGUCAAGUCAAGAGUAUUUCUCGAGCGCUUUCAAACAGCCAUCGCUGCAUACAAAGUGCUGUACAUGGAGCAAUUUAACAUGCACAAUAAACAGACAAAUCGGUAAUAAAGGCGGUAGAAAGCACCAAACGGUAAAACACGGACCCAUAUCCAUUUUUGCAAUAUUAGAAUUGGCACACUCGACAGAUGUAGAGCUCAUUUGAACCCCGUUGCUAACCAAAGCAGCAGCACCUACCAAAGCAUGCAAAAAACUGGGAGCGUUUUUUUAAUUUUUUUUUUUAGCGUCAUGCAAAAUAAUUGACCAAUAAAAAUAUUCCGGAAAUGUUGCUGUAAAAUAUUUCAUAUCGUAGCCUAUUUAUUUCAAGGUGAUAACUUAAUAUCUGAACUUUGCUUUUGCGAUUAGAUGGCACGUUGCUGCGGUUGGGUUUGAACGAGAAGUCUAUUUUAGAAGGGGCCUCUGGUCCAUUUAGAAACGCUUGCUGUUAUCCGAACCAGUUGCUAAGGAGACAAACAUACCUCAUGUCCGUGGAGAACGUUAUUCAUAAGUUGCAUGAAAAAACACUUUUGAAUGAAUCCAAAUUUAAAACCUGCUCUCAGUCCAACAGGAAAUGAAGAUGUCAUCUACACACGGAUUUUAAAAAAAAUGAAACGGUUGAUUGUAGGAUGUGGGAUGUAUCGCUGCUGUCAUCGCCGGAGAAUCACAAUUAUCUUUUUUUAGCAGAUGAAUUGCUAGCAUUUAGCAUUUGAUCCAGCAACCAGAUGGUUAUGUGUGCUUUUUUUGUCUCAUGUGUUUGCAGAAGUCAGUGCCUUUCGCUAUGAAUAUAUUUAAUGUAGCAGCAAAAAAUAAAAUGUUUGGCUUUCAA